Messenger RNA from Serpula lacrymans var. lacrymans S7.9, 792 nucleotides. RefSeq lists its product as uncharacterized. Bases 1 to 792 code for a protein of 263 amino acids. Lineage: Eukaryota; Fungi; Basidiomycota; Agaricomycetes; Boletales; Serpulaceae. The record is from RefSeq and is a predicted model, not a curated record. The transcript has 5 exons.
AUGACAAGUGGAGGCGGUUUCAACUUUUCCUUCAUGUGGGGUUGGAACCAUUCUCUGGCAUGCCGCUUGUCACCCAGAGUGACCCAGCACGCAUUCAAAGGAUUGCACCGUAACGUCAAGCCGGAGAUUUUCUGGAGUCAGUUGCGAAAGCGGUGGUCCCCUGGAUUUGAGAUACUCAUGGAUGAAGGGCUCAACAAUGGCCUAUACAACCCCAAUGAUGCCUUAGAGCGGCUUGUCUUUCACUUUAUUUUCAUCCCAUGGUUACAGAGCGAGCUUGAUUGUUUUGCUGAUUGCUUCAACACAACAUGCCCUCGACGCAACAAGAACAAGAUUCUUCCCCAGGGUCAUCCUGACGACAUUUUUCAGCAGCCAACACGUUGGGACUCAAGUGAUUUCAUGCAAGUGCGCAAGAAGUAUGUGAGCCCCAAUCAUGAAGUUUUCUUUCUAGUACCACUGGCAUUUCAUGAACUGGCCUCAACUUUCCUCUCAGACACCAGAAAUCCUCUUGUCACCAUGAACACAGCCUGGGAUGUCUAUUCCAUGCUACUCAAUCAUUUCCGUCUGCAAGACCAAGAGGUCCUUCAAACGAUGAUGAGAUCUGAGCCAGUUUCACAUGGAGAUGGACGCCCUGACCCGGACUUCAUUGCCAUCAUGGAUCCCCUGCCUUACCGGCCUCGACUUCAUGACAAAGUACAAGGCUUCGCUGCAGGUGUAAUUUACUCAUCAGAUGAGGUUUUGGAUGACAAUUAUGUUUCAGGAUGGACACAGCCGGGUGGGAGCGGAAGUAACUAG